UGGACAAGUUCAAAGGUUACGUCAACAACUCGCAGCCCUCGCGAGUGAUGGAAGGCAGUAGCGAGGAGGAGGAGGGAGAGGAGGAGAGGGAGAAGCUGAGGUGUGUAGCGGUGACGUCAGAGGAUCUAUUCUCCUCUCACGAGGCUAAGAAAAGCCCCAGAUGUCGUCAGGCAACGAGCAAUGAUGUUUUGGCUCGCAGACUGCAGCAGUGGGUGGAGAGUUACUAUGACUUGACUGGGUCAACAGAUGAUGAUGUCAUCGCCUCGUCAGCCACAGCAGUAGAAAGUAGACCUGAGGCUUCAUCUGGUAUUCUACUGACAUCAUCUUCACUACAUCCAGUCACCCUGUCUCCUCCUCCUCCUCUUCUCUCUCACUCAGCUCACAGAAAAGACACUUGGUCAUCAUCAUCAGGAGGAAGAGGAUGAAAGAAAGAGACUUCAAGAGGCAGUCUUUGACCCAAAACAACUCACCACUAUCCAUCAACCCUGACUCCACCCAUCCCUUUCAUCUAUUAAAAAUCCUGCGAAUUUAAAAGAGGCAUAUAGGGAUGGUAUAAAAAGAAAGGGAGACAAGAUAGGGAUGGGAUACAUGAGGCAUAGUUAUGAACAGAUUUGAGCACACUGACACCCCUAACACAACCCAUCACACAAUCCCUAUAUUGUUGCCUAGGUGAAGUUCACCAUUACAAUACUCAGCACUUAUAAUACAAAAAGUCAUUGAGACACUCGAACAUGAAUACAGUUCAGAAAAAGUCCUACAUAAGUCUGAGAAAUGUCGUCUUAAAGAGGUGAGUUGUGUAAUAAAGAGAUGGGCACUAAUUGGAAUGAGGUGAGCACUAAUUGGAGUGAUGAUGGUGUCUGCGAAUGGCGACUCUAAGUUUGUGCUGCCAGUGACGGUCGUCCAGGGAGAUGGGGUGGAGGGUUGCUAUGGUGGACGGAAGUUCUCGACAGCUGGCACAGAGAAUAGGAAUGAGGUGCCCAGCGCCACGUGGUGACUGCUGGAUCACGUGCUGUAGCUCGUAGCAACACCACUCACUCUGUUGGUAGUCAGGGGAAACAACGGCAAUAACUUUAUCAGCGGAGUGAAGUAGGCGGAGUCUCUCCUCGGAGAUGACACUGCCGGCGAUCAUGUGACCUUCGUGGUCGGUGACUGUGAUUUGUUGAAAUGAGUGUAGUAGAGGAAGCAGGCAUUCUCUCACCCAAUCACCCUAUGGGGCAGAGUAAAAUACAGCGGAACACCAAUGCUACUUAUUUACGAAAAAAAUGCUAGCCCUCCAACUCUCUACACAGAUGUCUAUGGACGCAGUGCAAUGCCAAACUGUACGCUGUCCUUUGAGAUGUACAUUCGUGGGUCGGUGGAGAGAUUGUGUCUACUAAAAACACGAAUCAUGCAUUACAGUAUACAGACACAAUUGAAAGUAUACCAAAACACUUGGAGAUGGAGACCAACUGGCUACCACCCCCUGCCACACAUCAUUAUGUAUACACCAGUAGCAUUAGUUAUAACCUGAGAGUCGCAGUAACUGACAUAGACACACACGUCACGAGACGGAGGGAAAAACAGGUCGUUA
Molecule: messenger RNA, 1570 nt
Organism: Geodia barretti
Lineage: Eukaryota; Metazoa; Porifera; Demospongiae; Tetractinellida; Geodiidae
Source: the annotation of a GenBank genome assembly